Micropterus salmoides (largemouth bass) is the source of this 1730-nucleotide messenger RNA. It is a transcript of the gene glt8d2, whose product is annotated as glycosyltransferase 8 domain containing 2. The record is from RefSeq and is a predicted model, not a curated record. The coding region runs from base 276 to 1364 and encodes 362 amino acids. The transcript is spliced from 10 exons. Gene Ontology annotation, molecular function: glycosyltransferase activity. Gene Ontology annotation, cellular component: Golgi apparatus. NCBI's taxonomy places the organism in Eukaryota, Metazoa, Chordata, Actinopteri, Centrarchiformes, Centrarchidae.
UUUUAGUAUCACAGAUAUGAAUAUGAGAAAUGGGGUGAGCUAAUCUAUUGCUGGCUGAAGGACAGUGAGGCAUCAGAGCGCUGGUGAGCAAGAUGACUCACAUCUGGAGAGAAGAAAGAGAAAAGGAGGUGGGAGAGGAGAAAAGUGAGAUUGUUGGUGAGGGUGAGUCUCAGUCCUCAGAGGUUUUACAACAUGGACCAUGAACACCAGGACUGAGGUUGACCAUAAACAACGCCACCCUCGUUCUCUUGUGUUGCUGGAAGCAAACAUGAAAUAUGGCUCUUCUGAGAAAAAUUAACCAAGUCUUGCUGGUGCUGCUGGUGCUGAUGGUGUGUCUCCUCCUGCACAGUAUACUGCUCAGAGUCUCCACUCGGCCCAAACUCUCAGAUCACCGGAAGAGCCUCGGAAGAGCAGCGCGAGUUCCUGCAGUGAGAGUGUCAGAGGCGGAUAAUGUCGUCCCCAUUAUCAUCUGUGCAUCGGAGGAGCGAAUGGGUGCGACCAUGGCAACCAUCAACAGCGUCUAUAGCAACACAGACGCCAGUGUGUUUUUCUAUAUAGUUACCCUUCGGGAUGCCGUGAAACUAACAAGGCAGUACAUAGAGAAGACUAAACUGAAAGGCAUCAAAUAUAAGAUUUUGGAAUUUAACCCCAUGGUUCUGAAAGGAAAGGUGAAGCCAGAUUCCUCUCGACCUGAGCUCUUACAUCCACUCAACUUCGUGCGCUUUUACAUACCUCUGCUCGAAAUCAACCAUAAGAGGGUGAUAUACUUAGAUGAUGAUGUCAUUGUGCAGGGCGACAUCAAGGAUCUGUUUAAUAUCAAACUGAAGCCGGGUCAUGCUGCUGCUUUCGCCACUGACUGCGACCUGCCCUCCACACAUGAGAUGGUCCGCAGCAUCGGCAUGCAGACAACCUACAUGGGCUUCCUGGACUUUAGGAAACAGGAAGUUAAAGAUCUGGGCAUCCACCCCAGAGACUGCUCUUUCAACCCUGGAGUGUUUGUGGCCGAUAUGAGCGAAUGGAAGACACAGAAGAUCACCAAACAGCUGGAGAAAUGGAUGGAGGAGAACUUCAGACAGAACAUUUACAGCAGUGCCAUGGCGGGAGGCGUUGCGACUCCACCCAUGCUAAUAGUGUUUCAUGACAAAUACACAACACUGGACCCACUGUGGCACGUAAGACACCUGGGCUGGAGUCCAGAUGCCCGGUAUUUAGAGAGCUUCCUACAAGAGGCGCACCUGCUGCACUGGAACGGCCCAUUUAAACCGUGGAAUUACCCUGCUGUUCAUUUGGAUCUUUGGGAGAAGUGGUUUAUCCCAGACCCUUCCGGAAGGUUCUCCUUGGUACGCCCAGAGAGUGACAGCUGAUGUCUGUAGAACAUACCAUGUCUGAGCCACAGGGGGACCCGAAGCAUGUGAAGUUCAGGACUUACUUGAACAUUGGUGGAAGGUGUAAUAGGACAAUGUACAGUGAAUUUAGGACUGGAGAAUGUUCUUGAAAAUUAACAGUGCUGCUCAAACACUAAAACAGUGGUGGAGUGAGUGAGUGCUCUAUAUAUUCAAACAUAAAAUGUGACUAAUCUGUCUACAAUGACAGAUACCUGUAAAGAGAAUAUUACCUGUUGGAAUGUCUCCAAAGUCAAGACAAGCUGUGUGUCUUUGUGAAUUGUGUUAAGCAUAAGGAACUUUGCUUUUGUGCCAGUCUGAAAUAAAGUUUCAGAACUCCAAUUUUCA